Messenger RNA from Musa acuminata subsp. malaccensis (wild Malaysian banana), 1147 nucleotides. RefSeq lists its product as uncharacterized. The record is from RefSeq and is a predicted model, not a curated record. NCBI's taxonomy places the organism in Eukaryota, Viridiplantae, Streptophyta, Magnoliopsida, Zingiberales, Musaceae.
AUACCACUGCGUGUCUCUGCUCUUCUCUUCUUUUAUAAGAGCUGCUCAUCCUCUUCCAACCUCCUCCUCUUCGUAGAACAGACACCUCUUUCUCUCUCUCCUUUGAAGUGCACGAGUGUUGAGACCUUACGUUAGAUGGCAGUCUUCCUUCGGGCGACGCGGGUGACAACCUUGCUUGACGACGACAAGGCAAAGGCCCGCCUUCGGGAAGCCGAUGACAGCCACCGCGUGUCCGGCUACGACAGCAGCGGCAGCGAGCACGACUCCCCUAGCCUGUCCGGUCUCGUCCACGCGUUCCUUGAGCACGCACACGGUGACUCCCUCUCCGCUGAUGUCGGCGCCGUGGCGCACCCCCAUCACAGCUCUGACGAUGACCACGCCGACGAUCCUGACUGCACCGCCGCUGCGGUGGUGCGGGAGCUGAUGGACCCUGCCGCGGAGGGGGAUCGGUUUCGAGUCCGGCUCGCGGCAGACGUCUACUCGGUGGUUGAGGGGGUUUCGGGGCUGAGGACCUGCUGCGGCGCCGCUGGAUUACGUCGAGCGGUGAUGGCGCGGCUGAGGGCGUCGGGUUACAAUGCCGGGAUCUGCAAGGCGAGGUCGGACUCGUCCGGCGGGCUCAAAGCCGGCAGCUACGAAUACAUCGACGUGGUGUCGGCGGCGGCGGAGGGGGCCGGAAUGAGGUACAUCGUGGACCUCGAGUUCGCGGCAGAGUUCGAGGUGGCGAGAGCGACGGAGGCGUACAAAACUGUGCUUGCGGCGCUCCCGCGGGCGGCAGUGGCAGGGGAGGAGACGAUGCGGCAAGUGGUACGGGUGGUGGCGGACGCCGUUCAGAGGUCGCUCCGGGCGCAGGAUCUCCACAUCCCGCCGUGGCGCAAGAGCCAGUACAUGAUCGCCAAGUGGCUGGGACCCUACCGGAGGAACACGAACACGGUGCCGGCAUCUCCGGGCAGUUCCGUGAGCAGCAGCGGGGCAGAGAUCAGCUGCCGCUCCGUGGGCUUUACGACGGCCGCGUGGCGAAGAAUCCCGCCACCCGAACACGUUAGAAACCACGUGGCGUACAUAACAAAUUGAUUACACCAUUAUAGUUGUUAAUGCUAUUUUUCCUCCUAUUUUAGACUAAUAUUAAGCUGAUAAUUUAAUUACCUAA